GAAGGUCAACAACGACUUCUCUAGAGAAAACAGGCGUUGACGCCCCGGCAGCUGGUUGGUCUUCGUCAGCUCCUCACUGUGUCGGGGAGAAAGAUUUGGUCAGCUCCUACUUCGUGUGACUUCAGGCGGCGACCACCUCCUCUUCUACGCCGGAGUUGCUUCUUCUAGCCAGUGAGCUCUUGGCCGGCACACAUACAUUUUUUAUAUUCCUCAGCAAAUGCAGGGUUUUUGCCAGCGCGGUGUGCGCGGGAGCCGGCCGAUGGCAGUCGCCGCCCUCUCCCUCUCCGCCAUGCGCCUCUCCUCCGGCCAGUUCACCCAUCCCUCGCAGCACUACCGUCGUCAGCACACCUUUAACACGCUGCCCAUGCACGACGCCAAUCGGUUUGGCGGCCGCAGCGCGUACCUGCGCGAGAUCGGUCCGAUCGACCACAAGAAGAAAGGUCGCCUCUUCAAGCGCGAUCCAGCCACGCUGCAGUUCAACGUGGACGUAUGGAGCGCUCAGCAAACCCUGCGCAAGCAGUGGAAGAAGCGCGACUGGGACGUGGUGGAGAUGCCGUUUGAACUGGCGCCGAAGGAGCUGCAACGCGUGAUACCGGAGAAGUACACGGACGUGCCGAUGAUGGCGGACCCGGCCCGGCACGACUACAUGAAUAUCCGACGUAAGGUCUACGACCGCGAGGAGCUGCAAGGCGCGCUCUACGCGGGCAGCGGGCCGCCGCCGUACCCCUCGAUUCAGCGGGUGGAAAAGCCUGCGAUGACGCUGGACAAGUUUAUGUAA
This is a messenger RNA of Leptomonas pyrrhocoris, 778 nucleotides long. RefSeq lists its product as hypothetical. Bases 218 to 778 code for a protein of 186 amino acids. The record is from RefSeq and is a predicted model, not a curated record. Lineage: Eukaryota; Euglenozoa; Kinetoplastea; Trypanosomatida; Trypanosomatidae. The transcript has a single exon.